Coregonus clupeaformis (lake whitefish) is the source of this 3093-nucleotide messenger RNA. Its product is annotated as optineurin. The transcript has 13 exons. Gene Ontology annotation, molecular function: K63-linked polyubiquitin modification-dependent protein binding. Gene Ontology annotation, cellular component: nucleus; Golgi apparatus; cytoplasm. Gene Ontology annotation, biological process: regulation of canonical NF-kappaB signal transduction; protein localization to Golgi apparatus; Golgi ribbon formation. Lineage: Eukaryota; Metazoa; Chordata; Actinopteri; Salmoniformes; Salmonidae. The record is from RefSeq and is a predicted model, not a curated record. Bases 154 to 1872 code for a protein of 572 amino acids.
UUCAUUGUGACGUGACGUUAAGACAAGGAAAUGCUGUAAACCCAUACAAGUCCGAAGAAGACGAAACAGAAGUGUUAAGGUUUGAUCUUCAUCAAGAAGUAUCCGAGUUUGUUUAAGUUCAGUUCUUUCAAGGUGUACUUUAAUCACGUAGUGAUGGCGUCCAGCUCCCCCAUGGUGAACGGGGACAUCUCCCGGGGUCCUAGCUCCCACCCCGGCCACAGCCCCACCACAGGCACCCUGGAGGAAACGCUGCAGCAGAUGAACCGCCUCAUCCAGGAGAACCGAGAGCUGAAGGAGGCGCUGAAGCAGACCAACAUGUCGAUGAAGGAGCGCUUCGAGGGUCUUUCUGUGUGGAGGGAGAAGCAGAGGGAGGAGAAGGAGUUCCUGGAGGGGAGGCUGGAUGAGGCUCGCGGCCGCAUGGAGGCCCUCUCCUUACACAACCAGGAGCUCAGCAGGAAGGUGGAGGAGCAGGAGGGAGGAGGAGGUGCAGAGGGGAAGGGACAGGACGGGACAGCCAAUCAUAAUGCAGAACUGGAGGCACUGCGUGCCCAACUGGUGCGUCUGCAGGCGGAGAAAAGUGACCUGGUGGCCAUGAACUCUGAACUCCAGCUCAAGACAGGUCAGGGGUCAGAGGAUGACUCCUUCAUAGAGAUCAGGAUUGCUAGAGAGGAUACUGGAAAGGACCUGUAUCAUAAUGAAAAGGACUCCAGGUAUGACAUGAGUGCGUCCAGGCAGGAGUCUGAGGAGCUGACUGUCAGCCAGCUGCUCCAGUCCCUGAGGAAGGAGACCCAGAGGGUGGAGAGGCUACAAAUCGAGCUCGAGGCUGCUAGAUCCAGAAUCACAGAGCUGGAGGAGAAGGAAACUAACACGGAGAGCUCCACACAGACCUCACUACUGCCAGAGGUGGUUUCCCCAGCGCUAGCCACCACAGCAUGUGGUACUGAGCCUGAACCAGAGGAGGAGCCCCAACAGAACUCUGGGAAGGAGAAGGUAGAUGCACAGAUAGGCUGGGCUGCGUCAGAGGUGGAGCAUCUGAAGGCUCAGAUGAUGACCCUGUUUAAUGAGCUACAACAGGCUCAGCGCAAACUGGACGAGGCAGAGGGCAUGAAGAAGAACCUGCAGGACAGAUGCAGGGAUGUGGAGCAGGAUGUGGUGACUCUGAAAGCCCAGCUGGUAGAGAAGCAGGAGGUACAGAGUGAGAAUGACAGAUUGAAGCUGCAGGUGGACAGCAUGAAGGCCCAGGGCCAGCUAGAGCAGAGGACAGCAGGAGAGGAGAGGACUACCCUGACCCAACUGAAGGAUGCCUACACCAAGCUAUUCGAGGACUACAACGAGUUGAAGCAAGAGCGCAAGAACAGAGAGCCACUGGUCACUAAGGAGGUGGGAGACCUGCAGACCAGACUGGACGCAGCAGAGAAGGCCCUGGCUGCUAAGCAACAGCAGAUAGAUGUCAUGAAGCAAGAGAUCUAUCAGAAGGAGAAGGAGCUGGAGACCAUCUCUGUGUUCCAGGCUCAGGCGGAGGUGUACUCCUCUGACUUCUACGCGGAGCGAGCAGCUCGGGAGAAGAUUCACGAGGAGAAGGAACGUCUGUCUGCUCAGCUGGAGUUUGUCAAGAAACAGAACACUCAGCUACAGGACGAGAUGGACUCACUGGGCAGGCAAUCUCUGAGCGAUAUGCGGAGGAGACACAUGCCACGUGGAGGCAAUCCACAUGAGGGCGCUGGUUCACAAAACAUGCAGGGAGCCAGAGGUGGUGAUGCCAGGGACUGGCAGCAGCAGGGGAAUAUACCGGAGCACGUCUGCCCCAAGUGUAACGAGAUCCUACCAGACCUGGACAGCCUACAGAUUCACAUCAUGGACUGCAUCAUCUGAGCCUUCAUCAUCGUCAUCAGCAACAACAAAGACAACCGCGGCAGAUGCACCUUAAUCUGAUUCUACCUCCUCUUCUUCAUCAUCUGAUUAUGGCAGAGUAAAAUGCAGCCUUUAUGCUCUAAAACAUGCAUUUAUUUUGAAGUUCAGGACUAUGUUGCUCUGGUCUAUGUUUUAGAACAUAUAAUAUAAAAUGUAUUCUUACAGUGCACAACUAGAGACACAUUUGUUUUUGUUAGAGGGGUGUAAAAGAUCCAGUAAAAUGUAUCACGUUUAUUAUGCUGUUAGGUGAUAAAUGGCGAACUGGAAUUUUUAUAAUUUUGUUUAACUUUUUUUUCCUUAUGACAGCUGUCUGUCACUUUGUUUCUUGCUAAAGACUUAAUUCUAAACUAUUUGGUUUAUUAAAUACUUAUUCUGGAUUUUUGGGUGGUUGUUCAAUUUAAUCAAGCUGUAAUUCUGUUUCGAUGAAGGUUAUGAAUAGAUAAUAAUUACAGCAUAGACAUUUUGUUUAGGAAAAUUAUAAGAUAAAUUGCUUCAACAGAGGGAAGGAUGCCCAAGACACUUUUAAUGUUUUAGUUUUGUUGUAAAUGUAUAUUGCACAUACAUUUUAUCCAUCAUCGUGAUGGUUUGUACAUUUAUAAUUAAACCUAUUUACAGCUCAUGUAGCUUGCAGGAAGUAUGACUAUACAAGGGAGUGUGUACUGUAUUAGCUAACUACUAACUUCUGUAUACAGAUGUAUUUACAAAUCCUGUGUUGAUUCUGUAAAAUAGUUAUGAAAAUAUGUAGUAAAGGUGUUACUGGUACAGUAUGCUGUUUCUUUCGUUAUGUUGUUGCACACACAUCUAGAAUAUAAAACUCUGAUAGCACCUGAAAAAAUGUAACAUGAGAGUACCCACCAUAUAUAUAUAUAUAUAUAUAUAUAUGAGAGAGAGAGAACAGAAUCUGCUUUAUAUCUAUGGUACCCACUACCUGCAGAUGUUUGUUCAGUCAGUGCUAUCUGGGAUCCUUGGGACGUCCCUACCCUAAUCUCUUACCUUUAUCUAAGCCAUUCGACUUCAAUAUGGUAGGGACGUCCCAAGGAUUUGCGAUAGCACAGACCAUGUUUGUCAACAUUCACCAACUUUGUUUAUAUAUUAGCACAGCGGCUGUAGCCUAUAUUUAAAGGAGCCAUGCCUACUUUAGGGGCACCAGUCAAUAAAAUGAAAUAAACGUAUCAAAUCAUG